This is a messenger RNA of Ascoidea rubescens DSM 1968, 2598 nucleotides long. Its product is annotated as RLF2 family protein. The record is from RefSeq and is a predicted model, not a curated record. NCBI's taxonomy places the organism in Eukaryota, Fungi, Ascomycota, Saccharomycetes, Ascoideales, Ascoideaceae. Gene Ontology annotation, biological process: nucleosome assembly. The transcript has a single exon. Gene Ontology annotation, cellular component: CAF-1 complex; nucleus. The coding region runs from base 1 to 2598 and encodes 865 amino acids.
AUGGGCCACUCUCAGCUACAGUUGAACUUCAAACCUGCUCCAAAACAGCAUACUCUACCAUUUCCAAAGGCUGCCAAUGUCUCUCAAAACACCAACGCCAAAACUGACAAUAACACCAAAACUAACAGUAAAACCAAUUCUCCUCAAAAUAUAAAUCACCAACGACCUCAUCCACAAAAAAUCUUACAACCAAUACUCCACCAGACUCCAAAAAACCAGAUUCAGUCUCGAGUUCAUUCUCAAAUUCAAAAUGAUUUUUCUAAAAAUCAAACUGACGCGAUUCUAACCAAUUCAAAUGUUUCAUUCAAUUUAUCUCGAACAAAUUAUACAAAUAGUCCAAAUAACCAAACAAUUGCUAAUAAAUUAAGCUCUUCAUCAAUUAAUUCUGUCAAUUUAAUCAAUAACAACAAUAUAGAUAUAGAUAUUGACAUCGAUUCAAAUUCAAAUCCCAUCACUAUUUCUGAUUCUAAUUCCAGCUCUGAUUCUGAUUCUGAUUCAUUUACUGAAAUAACUAGCCAAAUUAAUUUGAAUAAUACUCCUAAUAAAAAAACUAUACACAAUUCACCUCCCUCAUCCUCAUCCUCUCCUUCUUCGGUAUUAAAUACACAGCUUAAAAAAACUAGAACUAGAAAUAAAAAAAUAUUCUAUAACGACAACCAUUUACAAAAACUAAAUAACAUUCAAAAUUUAAUCAUAAAAGAAAAAGAAGAUCAAUUGAAAAAAUUAAAUAAAUUAAAAAAUAAACAAACCAAACAACCAAAAUCAAAAUUAAAAACUAAAUUGAAAAUUGAUAAAGAACAAAUUAAAAACUCUAAAAAAAUUAAAAAAAUUAAAAAUAUUAAGAAAAUUGAUGAUUUAAAUCUAUCCUUAAAUGAUAUUAAAAUUUUAAACAACUCAAAUAAUAUUAAUACUUUAAAUAAUUCAAAUGAAAUAAUUGAUAUAAAUAACAAUAAUACUAAUAAUACUAAUAAUACUAGUAAUACUAAUAAUAUCAAUAAAAAUCAAACCAAAAAAUUAAAUGAACCCCAAACUCCUAAAACUAAAAAUAAGCCUGAAAAAGAUCCAAAAAUUCAAUCUCAAUUACCUCCAGAUUCUGAAAAGAAAAAGACAUCCCAGAAUGAAGACAAAUCUCAAAUGAAAAUUGCAAGUUUUUUCAAAUCUAUACCAAAACCACAACCACCACAACAAAUUCCAAUUUCAACCUCAAAUACACUACCAAAAACACCAUUAAAAUCACAAAAAUCACUAAAAAUACAAAAACCACUGCCAUAUUCACAAUCGCAACCUCAAUUACAACCUCAAUCACAAUCACAAUCUAUUCUGAUGUUAUCUACAAUUCCCAUCGAUAACUCCCCAAAAAAUCAUAAAUCGCUCCAUAAUACUCAAUUACUUCACAAUUCUCAAUUACUCAAACAAAACUUGUCAAUUUCAACAAAUCAUAAUAAAUUAGAAUAUGAUAAAGUCUUUUUAAAUUUUUAUUUAAGACAAAAUUCAUAUCUAUCCACCUUGUAUGAUUUAUCUCAGCAUCAAUUAAACUCUUCAGUAUCCACAUUUGAUUCUCAAAUGAGUCUUCAUUCAAAAAUAAACUUCAAUAACAAUGAUUUAAAAAAUUGGUUUAUUAAUCAACAAACUUCUAGAGGUUUUGAAAUAUCCGUUGAAGCUUCGAAAAUAGUCGAAUCAAUCAAUUCCUUACAAAUAACAGAAUCGCAGGUUAUUCAAUUGAUCUCAAAAAUUCCAAUUAAAUAUUUGCAAUUUUAUGAAAAUGUUAGACCUCCUUAUUUUGGUACCUUUUCAAAAAAAACAUCAAUUAUUCCUAAAUCAAACCCAUUUUAUACAAAAUCUUCGGGCUUGGAUUAUGAAUAUGAUUCCGAUGUUGAAUGGGAAAACAAUCAAGAGGAUGAUGAAGGCGAAGAUGUCGAUCUGGAUGGUGAAGAUAGCGAGAAUGAAAUCAUGGAUGAAACUACAGACCAUUUAGAUGACUUUGUCGCUGAAGAUGAUCAAGAUAUUAAUACUACAUCUAAAAAGAGAAUAUUUGGUCCAUUGAAACCAGUUAUAAAAAUAAAUAAUUUUAAUAAUAAUGAUUAUGAAACCGAUCUAUUCUUCAAUUCGAUGCAGGCAGAGAAAUUAAGAUGGAAUAUUUUUUUUCCUAUCGAUCCUUUUAAAAACUAUUGGGAACUACCAACAACAAUUAAUUCUAAUACUUUCAAGGCUUCAAAUCUAAAUACAAAAACAGAUAUGUUAAGCAGUUCUUCAACUUUAGAUUUUAUUCUUCAAAAUCAACAAAAACGGGAAAUUGGCUUGAAUUCAGCAUUAACAACAAACGAUAACACACCAGAAGUAAAUACAUUGCAAUCUCGUAAAAAGGCCAAAACUGUAAUUGUGAAUAAAAAGGAUUUAUUAAAGAUGUGUGAUUACAUCACAGAAAACGACGAUUUUGGUUUAGGAACUUUGGUCGAUGUUUUAACCAAAGAAUUAAACAAUUAUACUAGGAAAACGAUUAAAAAUACAAUAGAAAACAUUGCUCGAAAAGAUAUUAUUAAAGGUAAUCAAAGAAAAUGGACAAUUAAUCCUAGUUUUUAUAGUGCUUUAAAACUAUGA